CGUAACUGGAAUAUUUUCGACAAAAAUCGACUUGUGUUGUGUGUUUUGGAGUGCUUCUCGUUUUGGAUUUAUUUUUAAAAUUGUUCCGGAGUGCGACCAGCUCUUGGAAGACAGGUGGUUUUCAAAAUCGACAAAAGGAAUUUAUUAUUGAAAAAUAAACAAUAGGUACGAUUUCAGACAAGAAUUCAAGAUGACUUGAUGAUCAGGUGUGGAAGUAUAUCUCUCUCUUAGAACCUCUUGUGUUCGAUGGCUUUGCUGCAUGUUGACCAGAUUGAGAUUCACAGGGACAUAGAAAAUAGUGAGGAUUGUAUUUCAGUUCAAAAUGAUGCGAAGGCACCUGACGAAAAAAUGUCGACAAAUGGGCAAUUACAUUGUGAACCAAAUUUGCCCAUCGAGUUCAAUAAGGUAAACGAAGACGAGGGCGAGACUAAAAAGAACGAUUUUACCUUUUUUAAUAUACCCUAUGACAAAAUGGGCUUAAACAACAGCGGCCUUUCUUCCCAUCAAGGGGAUGUCACUGAAUUGGUUCCAGACCUCUUGUCUUCGGAUUAUGAAACGAAAAGUCUUUUAGGAGAAUGCCCUCCUGAUAGGUCAGAUGGAAGUGAUUCGGGGCUCGGCUCUGAAAUUACAGAUGACAGGACGUGUCAUAAAACAGACUCUUUGUCUUCUGAUGAACUGAACGUUCCUCCUGCUAAUGACUGUGCCUGGGAAUCCCUGCCCUAUCCGAGUUCCGGCUUCUCCAGUGAACCACCCACCUCAAGCAGUUCAGAAGUCAAACCAAAGAGUAUGCUUAAAAGGAGGAGAACAGAUUCAAUUGGACAAAGCCCUACAGCUAAAAAACAUCGAAAAUCUAUUGCAUUCGGAGAGGUCCAUGUUUAUUACUUUCCGAGAGCUCAAGGCUUCACUUGUGUCCCUUCUCAGGGUGGUUCUACUUUAGGAAUGCAGCUCAACCACACGGACAGAAGAGUGUUUUCAAUUGCUGAACAUGUUUCUGAGCAAAGACGAGUACACCGAGAAAUUCUCGCUCAGAUCAGAAGCAGCUCUUCAACAACUACAUCUUCAUCGAGCGAUUCUGAUACUGAUGAUCAGAACACCGAAUCUGAGCUAGAUCCUGAUAAUUAUUUUUUUCUUCAACCUGUUCCUACACGACAAAGAAGAGCAUUACUCAGGGCAGCAGGGGUUAGGAAAAUUGAUACUCUUGAGAAAGACGAUUGUCGAGACAUAAGAACAUCAAGGGAGUUUUGCGGCUGCGCUUGUAAAGGUUUCUGUGAUCCUGACACGUGUGCUUGCUCUCAAGCUGGAAUUAAAUGCCAGGUGGAUCGGCUUAACUUUCCGUGCGGAUGUACACAUGACGGUUGUGCCAAUUCGAACGGGAGGAUCGAGUUCAACCCGAUGAGGGUGCGUACUCAUUUUAUCCAUACUAUGAUGCGUCUCGAGAUGGAAAAGAAAAGAGAAGAAGAAGUAAGCAUAUUGGCGUUGCCGCUUUCCGAUGAUAACCAGUCAAACUUCCAAAACUUCCCGUAUAGAGACGACCUUUACAGCUUUUCUUUCGACCAGGGUCAAAGCACAAACUUCAAUUAUACAUACAACAAUUACAGUUCUCAGUACAACACAGAUAUGUCGAGCAACAUCGAUUUUCACCACCAGCCAUACGACAACUUCCAUCAGAGUUUCACCACCGAACACAGAUACCCAGAAGAUAACAAAUUAGAGUCUUUUUCAGAGCUCUUGCAAGGGAGAUAUUCGGAAAACGUGUUAGACAGUCUGACAUCAUUGCCCGAAGAUUUACCAUCAACUUCUAAUAAAAGUAUCGUGCAAGAUGAUUGUGAAGCGGAAAAUUUUGGUGAAAUAAUUAAAAAAACGAUGGUAGAAAGUGCAACAGCUUAAACUUGUAUACACAUA
This is a messenger RNA of Cimex lectularius (bed bug), 1902 nucleotides long. RefSeq lists its product as uncharacterized. The transcript is spliced from 5 exons. Gene Ontology annotation, molecular function: sequence-specific DNA binding; DNA-binding transcription factor activity, RNA polymerase II-specific. Bases 247 to 1887 code for a protein of 546 amino acids. NCBI's taxonomy places the organism in Eukaryota, Metazoa, Arthropoda, Insecta, Hemiptera, Cimicidae. Gene Ontology annotation, cellular component: nucleus. The record is from RefSeq and is a predicted model, not a curated record. Gene Ontology annotation, biological process: regulation of transcription by RNA polymerase II.